Messenger RNA from Artibeus jamaicensis (Jamaican fruit-eating bat), 3622 nucleotides. It is a transcript of the gene TXNRD1, whose product is annotated as thioredoxin reductase 1. Gene Ontology annotation, molecular function: glutathione-disulfide reductase (NADPH) activity; flavin adenine dinucleotide binding; thioredoxin-disulfide reductase (NADPH) activity. Bases 320 to 1813 code for a protein of 497 amino acids. The transcript is spliced from 15 exons. Gene Ontology annotation, cellular component: mitochondrion; cytosol. Lineage: Eukaryota; Metazoa; Chordata; Mammalia; Chiroptera; Phyllostomidae. The record is from RefSeq and is a predicted model, not a curated record. Gene Ontology annotation, biological process: glutathione metabolic process; cellular response to oxidative stress; cell redox homeostasis.
GUGGCUUCUCGUAGCCACUAGAACCCAGCAUCCUGUUCCCCAGUUCGCUUUAGUCCCGCAUUGCAACGGAGCAGAAGGCGUGGGGCACCUGAAGAGGAACCUGAACCCCUGCUUUGGGCUAAAUGAGCGUUCAGGCUGUGAGCUCGCCGGGGACGUGAACCUCCGCCUGCCCGAGGACGGGCCGGGCCUCGAGCGAGCGCUGGCCGAGCUGACCUCGGAGACCAACGUACCCGUGGUGUUUGUGAAACGGAGAAAGCUAGGCGGCUAUGGUCCCACCCUGAAGGCUUAUCAGGAGGGCAGACUUCAAACGCUACUGAAAAUGAACGGCUCCGAGGAGCUCCCCGAGUCCUACGACUAUGACCUCAUCGUCAUCGGAGGGGGCUCGGGAGGACUGGCAGCCGCCAAGGAGGCUGCCAGAUUUGACCAGAAGGUGAUGGUCCUGGAUUUUGUCACUCCAACUCCUCUUGGAACUAGAUGGGGUCUCGGAGGAACGUGUGUGAACGUGGGUUGCAUACCGAAGAAACUGAUGCACCAAGCAGCUUUGUUAGGACAAGCCCUCAGGGACUCUCGCAACUACGGGUGGAAAGUCGAGGAGAUGGUUAAACAUGACUGGGAGAAGAUGACAGAAGCUGUGCAGAGUCACAUCGGCUCCCUGAACUGGGGCUACCGGGUGGCUCUGCGGGAGAAGAAAGUCACCUACGAGAACGCGUACGGGCAGUUUGUUGGUCCUCACAGGAUUAAGACAACAAAUAACAAAGGCAAAGAAAAAAUCUACUCAGCAAAGAGAUUUCUCAUUGCUACUGGUGAAAGGCCGCGUUACUUGGGCAUCCCCGGUGACAAAGAACACUGCAUCAGUAGUGAUGAUCUCUUCUCCUUGCCUUAUUGCCCGGGGAAGACCCUGGUGGUCGGUGCGUCCUAUGUCGCUUUGGAAUGUGCUGGAUUUCUCGCUGGCAUUGGUCUAGAUGUCACCGUUAUGGUACGGUCCAUUCUCCUUAGAGGAUUUGACCAGGACAUGGCCAACAAAAUUGGUGAAUAUAUGGAGGAACAUGGUGUCAAGUUUAUAAGACAGUUUGUACCAAUAAAAGUUGAACAAAUUGAAGCAGGGACACCAGGCCGACUCAGGGUGGUAGCUCAGUCCACCAACAGUGACGAAGUCAUCGAAGGAGAGUACAAUACGGUAUUACUGGCAAUAGGAAGAGAUUCUUGCACAAGAAAAAUUGGCUUGGAAGCCGUGGGGGUAAAGAUAAAUGAAAAGACUGGAAAAAUACCUGUCACGGAUGAAGAGCAGACCAACGUGCCUUACAUUUAUGCCAUCGGCGACAUCCUGGAGGGGAAGCCGGAGCUCACCCCAGUGGCAAUCCAGGCAGGCAGGUUGCUGGCUCAGAGGCUGUAUGCGGGCUCCACUGUCAAGUGCGACUAUGAGAACGUUCCCACCACUGUGUUCACUCCUUUGGAAUAUGGCGCUUGUGGCCUCUCUGAAGAGAAAGCUGUGGAGAAAUUUGGGGAAGAAAAUAUAGAGGUUUACCACAGUUACUUUUGGCCAUUGGAAUGGACGGUUCCAUCAAGAGACAGCAACAAAUGCUACGCAAAAAUAGUCUGCAAUAUGAAAGACAAUGAACGUGUUGUGGGCUUCCACGUCCUGGGUCCAAACGCUGGAGAAGUGACGCAAGGCUUUGCAGCCGCGAUCAAGUGCGGCCUGACCAAACAGCAGCUGGACAGCACCAUCGGGAUCCACCCCGUCUGCGCGGAGGUAUUCACGACUCUGUCGGUGACCAAGCGCUCUGGGGGCAGCAUCCUGCAGGCUGGCUGCUGAGGUUAAGCCCCAGUGUGGAUGCUGCUGCCAAGACUCCAUACCACUGGUGUUUCCUUGCCCACAUCCGAGAUGAAGUUUUCAGGAAGGGUCUUGGGCUCUGACACCUGUGUGUCCUGUGCUCACAUCACCCGAGGCCCCCUUGGAUCUCCUGGGCAGGGGGUGGUGAAUGGAAGGCAAGCAGCAUCGCACCGGGGUCACCACGACGGACUCGAAACUGACCUUCGGCAGUGCAUCGGCGAGAUGCGUCCAUGAAGUCACUGGCCUCAAGCCCACGCGGCGGGCAGUGAUGGAACAGCUGGCGAAGCAGUUUCUGCCUGUCUCUUCCUCUGCAGGUUCUCUUACUCUCUUUGUCAGGCUUCUAACGCCAGUUAUUGUUUUCUGUUUUCUCCAAGGUGUUAAUGAGACUAGAGUUGAGAGGUGUUAGCACUCGAGUUGUGCCCAAAGCAGACGGGUGCUCGCUGCUUGCGAGGCAUGGGUCGGCUCUCUCAGCGGCUCGUGGUAGGCUCGUCCCGUGAGGGCAGACAUUCUGUUCUACUCGACUGGCCUGUCUGGCAUCGUCUCCCCUAAUGAGUUCCAUGUUCAAGCAAGUCAUGUAUGAUCGACGGGCCCGAUUUGCCCCAAGUGCUGCGUCACUAGUUGUUACCAGUGUCCGUUCUGUUUAGGGAAGGAAGAGGCCUGUUGGAGGCAGUAGUCCGCUGCAUGAACUCCGCAGUCGGGUAUGAUUUCCAUCAUUAUUCAUCGCGGAGGCAGACAUGCACCUUCAGUGUGAAAACCAGUAAAUGUCUUCAGUUUGUUGCAUGCUGGUCUGCGUGAGCUGAAACACUUAACACCUGCUUAAAACCUUGUUUUGGUAACUUUAGCUUUAAGCUAAAAACAGAGAAUAUCACCACUUUAUUUUUCAUGUGUAUUAUGUAUCUCUCUCCCUAAGAACUACAUUUAUAGGGAAACCGUUCUUUCUACACUUGCGAUUUAACUCUUUUCUGCUAAUUACUCUUUUGAGGAACUUGUUAAUAUCGUAAGUUAUUAUUUUUGAACACAGGUGGAUGUGAAGGAUUUUUGUUUAAAAACCAAAUGGUUUUGCUAUCUCCUGUUGAAUGAAUGACUGUACCUGGUGGGAUUUUGGCAGAAGUGUUUAGGCUUCAUUUCCAUCCCAACUUGUGUCCUUGCGGAGAGGCAUUGCCUCCGCAGUCGGAGGCUCCUGUGUGAGUGCAGGAAGGGCUGCGUUCAGGCCGUCUUCUCACUGCAUGCGUUGGAUUGUCCACACAUGCCGGGGACACCAGGCCUCCCACCAGCGGUUCUCGUGGCUCCUUUUUCGUUCCCUCCCCUCUCGUGUCCCCUGGCUACAACACCGAGUAGUAGAUUCAAAGUACAUUUCUCGGUCACCUCAGGGAACCCAGGCUUCCUCCUGGCACUCCGUCAGCAGAGCCCGCCCGUCCCACGGGGCUCUGCCGCACACCCCAUCCCACCUGCGUGUAGGACAGAGACUCGAGAAGGAGCAGUGGUGAGGGGAGCGAGGCAGUUGACCGUGUUGUUUUAUUUAUUUUUUUAAAUUUGUUUUGCCGCCAAGUCUGUCGAUCUCUGGAAGGAGAACAGCAGGCAGUGUGAGACGAUGGUGCGAAUCAUGUGCUUCUCUCUGCUUCAUGGGGUGGAAGGCCCUGCCUCCACGGGAAGGAUCACACUUCAUGGCCUCGCCUGGUUUCGAUUCUGUAAUUGCCCCAUGUAUCAAAACAUAUUAAGUUCCAUGUUUUUUUGUUAUAAUUCUUCUUUUAAAAAAAAACACUGUGAACCAUUAAAAGUUAUUGACAUUCA